AUGGGAAGCAGGUGCCUGACUCUGCUCGCCGGUCUCAGUGUCCUGCUGGCUCUGUCAGGGUCAGAAGCGAAAAAUCCCGGAGGUGAGUCUAUGAUGGUCAAAGCUUUCUGUCGUCCAUGCCCUGAAAAUGCCAGCUGCUCCAGCAGUACCCACUGUGCCUGUAAGGAUGGGUAUCAGUCUGUGUCUGGGAAGAAGGAAUUUACUGACGCUAAUGAGAAAUGUGAAGAUAUCAAUGAGUGUCAGAUGGGGCUGGCAAAGUGCAAGCAAAUAUCAUAUUGCCAAAAUGAAAUUGGAAGCUACUACUGCAGCUGUAUCCCAAAAUUUCGUUUCUUAAAUUGGAUGGCUGGUUUGUUUAGAUUCAAUCAUGCAGAAUGUUAUGAGGACGCUGGUAAGGGGACACAGUCAUCUGAGAACAUUUGGUCAACUCUAAGGAACAAUAGAAGCAAGGAGUACAUUGCCAAAGAGGCUACUCAGCUACUUGAAAGGAUAGAAUUGGCCAUAUGGAAUGACAGUUUUACUUCUCCAGGAAAGCACAAAAAUCCUGUCUUUGACAUAGUCUAUGAAACCAAGAGAUGCAAUGAGACAACUGAGAAGACUGUUUUGGAAGCUGGAAAUAACACAAUGGCUAUUGACUGCACUAGUGCUUUCAAAGGACCUACAAGAGUAAAUAAUGUGGCAUUUAUCACUUACCAGUCUCUUGGGGAUACUCUGAAUGGAUCCUUUUUCAGUGACAGAAAAGGAACACUGGACAUAAAAAUGAACUCUCAUAUUGUGAGUGGCACCAUUGGUAUGGAGGGAAAAGUUCCUCUGUCUAAACCUGUGUUCCUGACCUUCAAACAUACUCAGCCUGGUGAUGCGAGAAUGAAAAAUUUGUGUGUGUACUGGAAAAGAUCACAGGAGGGAGGCAGCUGGUCAACGGAGGGCUGCACUCUCAUGGGCAGCAAUGAUUCUUACACCAAAUGCAAAUGCUUCCACCUUUCCAGCUUUGCUGUCCUCUUCGCUCAUGUUCCUAAGGCAGAUCCCACCCUGGCUGUGAUCACCCACGUGGGGCUGAGCCUCUCCCUGCUGUGCCUCCUCCUGGCGGCCCUCACCUUCCUGCUGUGCAAAGCCAUCCAGAGCACCAGCACCUCCCUCCUCCUGCAGCUCUGCAUCUGCCUCUUCCUGGCGCACCUGCUCUUCCUCACAGGGAUUGAUCAAACUGAGCCACAGGUGCUGUGCUCCAUCAUCGCAGGGGUAUUGCACUACCUCUACUUGGCCGCCUUUACCUGGAUGUUCCUCAUAGGGCUGCAGCUCUUCCUCACUGUCAGGCACCUCAAGGUGGCCAACUACACCAGCGCAGACAGAUUCAUGAAGUGGUUCAUGUACCCUCUAGGCUAUGGGAUUCCAGCUCUGAUCGUGGCUGUGUCUGCAAUAGUAGGACACAAAAAUUAUGGAACAUAUACUCACUGCUGGCUCAAUCUUGAUAAAGGGUUCAUCUGGAGCUUCAUGGGGCCAGUGGCCAUCAUUAUCUUGAUAAACUUCAUAUUCUACUUCCAAAUUCUGUGGAUUUUGAGACGCAAAAUUUCCUCCCUCAAUAAGGAGGUUUCCACCAUUCAAGACACCAGAGUCAUGACAUUUAAAGCCAUUGCUCAGCUGUUUAUCUUGGGCUGUUCUUGGAGCCUUGGUUUUUUUAUGGUUGAUGAAGUUGGGAAGACAAUUGGGUUGAUAACUGCCUACUUGUUCACCAUCAUCAAUGUCCUGCAGGGGGUUUUGCUCUUUGUGGUGCACUGUCUCCUUAAUCGCCAGGUGCGAAUGGAAUACAAGAAGUGGUUUAGCAGGAUGCAGAAAGGUGUCGAAACUGAAAGCACUGAGGUCUCUCGCUCUACUACCCACACCAGAGUGGAGGAACCUGGGAAGUCAUCAGAAAUCUUUCACAAAGGAGGCACUGCGCCUGCCCAGCCCCAGCCUGGGACUCCCCCUGUCAUUGUGCUUUGGCGACAAAAAGAAAACUGA
This is a messenger RNA of Pteronotus mesoamericanus, 1992 nucleotides long. Its product is annotated as putative adhesion G protein-coupled receptor E4P. The record is from RefSeq and is a predicted model, not a curated record. Lineage: Eukaryota; Metazoa; Chordata; Mammalia; Chiroptera; Mormoopidae. The transcript has 16 exons. Gene Ontology annotation, molecular function: G protein-coupled receptor activity; calcium ion binding. The coding region runs from base 1 to 1992 and encodes 663 amino acids. Gene Ontology annotation, cellular component: plasma membrane. Gene Ontology annotation, biological process: adenylate cyclase-activating G protein-coupled receptor signaling pathway; cell surface receptor signaling pathway.